Molecule: messenger RNA, 7778 nt
Organism: Haliotis rufescens (red abalone)
Lineage: Eukaryota; Metazoa; Mollusca; Gastropoda; Lepetellida; Haliotidae
Product: protein unc-79 homolog
Exons: 52
Coding region: 278-7327 (2349 amino acids)
Molecular function (GO): protein binding
Source: RefSeq, a predicted model, not a curated record
UUCUGCAAGAAAAAUGGCCACUGACAUCUGUAGCAGAAAUUGUUGUACAGACGAAGCAAACAUGUAAAACGUUACAACAAGAUCCGCGAUGCAUGGAGAACUCUUUGCCAGGAAGGUGACAUGCGCCAGAUGCAUCUGAAACGACCACAAUUCAACUAGAAGCGGAGACCUGCAAUUAUUGCUGCACAGUAGCCAUUGCGAUUCGCCGAAGCCUGUUGAGUCUGCGAUAACGGCCCGGCAUCAAUACAUUUGUUUACUUCGCUGAGCUGUGUUCGAGAUGGCGACCAGAGCCGCUACAUUCACAUCCAAGAUUCGGAACCUGAAGGAUUACCACUACCGGAUCACCAACAACCUGACACCCCUCCCCACAGGAUCAGACAUUGCCAACACCCUCAAAUACUUCUCCACCACCCUGCUCAAUGUGUUGAAGGAUGUCCCCAAUAUUCCGGCGGAGAGCUAUGGGCCCAGACAACGUGACAGUGUACGUCUCUCUGUGUUCCCCAACCUCAACUACUGCGGUCUCUACCACUCCGUUCUCAACAUCAUCGACCUGUUCCCGAUGUCGCAGAUGGAACCAACACAAGCUCUGAAUGUGGGCGAGGCAGUGCUGAAUGUGCUGGGGUGGCUGGUGCCCUUCCUGGAGCACGACCUGCUGGACUCGCUGCCCUACACCGUCGCGUCCACCCUGGCCAUCUUCCCCGCCACCCUCCACAAGGACACCAUCGACCUGCUCUGUACCAGGCUGCUGCCGAUGACCCUCGGCUAUGACGGAUGCAUUGAGCCGACCUACGCCAGCGAGUCUGCAGCGGCCAUCAUUACCAUGGUGUUUCAGCAUACUGAGAAUGGGGCCUUCCACUCCCAGAUCCUGGAGUGUCUCAUGAGCAUGAAGAAGGACAUCGUCAAGGACGUUCUGAGCAUCAUCGCCUACGGUCCACCUGCUGCCCGGGCCCCCGCCGCCCACCUGCUGUUUUACUACUGGCCACAGCUCAACCCCUCCCUCAGUGACCGCAGGGGGAUCCACUACAAGUACUGUGGAAUGGAAUUCACAGCUUGGCCCCCAGUUCUUUGCCAGAGAAAGGACUGUGUGAAUUCUAAAAACUGUCAAGCUGUCAAGAUGUGCAUCAACCCGGCGCUGGCAAUCCAGUCUGGCAACACGCCGCCGCCCCUGUACAUCUGCAGUGACUGUGCGGAGGUGUUGAGGAGAGAGCAUAGCGAGUACAUGGUCGACCUCCUCCUCCCCAUGACACACGUGUCCACCAUCUGCGAGAAUAAGAACUGCCGAUCUGAGGUGAACCUGGCCGUGUGCACCUGCUUCUCUAUUGAGUGUGCCAGCUUCAAUGGAAACCGGCCAAUCAGAUACUGCCGAGCGUGUCAUGAGUUUCGCCAUAGCAACCAGGGAGGUCAGAGUCACGUGUUCCACUUGAGCAUCCCUGACAUUUGGUCCUGUCUGCCAGAGAUACAGAGGUACCUGAUGGACGCCAUCGUGAGUCUGUUGAAAGAGGCCCAGCCUAUCGAGUCGAAGCGUAUGGUUGAGAUGGGCGAGGAACAUCGUCGCCCCACCGAAGAGGAGGAGGACUUUGAGGUGGAGGAGGGUGGGGAGCGGAAGUUGCUGAGUCGGUACGGCAUCUGGCUCCAGGUGGAGCUGUGUAAACCCCGGGAGGACGAGGAUAUACCCAUAGAGGUGCUGGGGCGUCUGCUGGGGAUGAUGUUCCAGUGGUUCGAUGCCACCGCCUACCUUCCUAAUGACAAUGUGGGCAAUGCGCUUGAAAGGUUGAAGCCCGAGUACAUCUGCACCUGGCUGCAGGAGGUGAUGAAGACUCACUUCGAGGUGGUGGUGUCGUGCCUGCUGCCGCACCCAGUGGAGUACUCCCGAGUGGGAGGAGUCUGGGACACGCUGGCCACGCGGACCACGCAGAUCAAGGAGGGACUCAACUGCUUCUUCUGUCUUGUGCCGUACAUUAUUUCAUUUGAGAUCUGGGACUACGUGAUGCCCUACUGGCUGGAGGCCAUCAGGACGGAGGUCCCGGAGGAUGAGCUGAGUAAGCUGAAGGUGCUGCUCAGCAAAGCAUUUGACAUCGACAUGUGUCCCCUGCCGUUCAGCUUGGACAAGAUGUACCACUUUGUGACGGACCGCUUCAGCGAUAGCAGCGCCUCAGUGCAGGAACAGGCCCUACAGUGGCUGCAGAUCCUGUCCAGCCUCGACAUCGUCAUCCCCAUGCACCUGCUGCUGAAGAUGUUCAAGAUGGGGGUGGAGCAGAUCAACUCCGAUCCCGAGGACGCCACAGAGGGCCACACCCAUAACAUCCUACCCUCCAACUCCCCUGUAGACGACUACCCCCCACCACUGAGUCCCGAGAGACAACCUCACUACAACAACUCCUUCGAAGUCUACGAGCGCGAGACGGAACUCAUCCUCCCUUGCUUCAUCAUGCAGUUGGACAUGUGUCUGAAACAGAUGGAGCUGCAGGAGUCUCCCCCGCAUCUCGGCAUCUACAAUGAGAUGAGCCGGGAGGUGAUGCAGCUCCUCACAGGGAUGCUACGCAAGGAGUGGGACGGCCUUCACUCGUGCACCACGGAGCAGCACCGGGUCAACUGUGUGUUCUGCCAGAACAUCGCUCUGUGGCACCAACUGGCCACACAGCUCAUGGAACACAUCUGCCCACGGGACCCGCUCAAGAUACCCACAAAGGAGCUGCCCAAAGUGGACGAGAUUCGCCAUCAGACCAUUCCAGAGUCAGCAGCAGACAGCAAUGGUCACGAGGAGCGAGAGACGCGGGAGCAGGACUAUGAUGUGACGACCAUGCCGGUCUAUCUGCAGUUGUACGACAUGCUGCUUAAGAGCCUGUGCAGCGUCACCGAUGUCGAUGCUCUGUUUGCGCUGUUGAUGUCCAUGAAGUACCUGAUCCUGCAUGGGGAAUGCCUCAACUACACCAUCAGCCAGUUCGGGGGCUUCAUCAAGUUCACAUUCCGCAGGAGGCUCAUACCAAACCUGUGGAAGCUGCUGCAGGCGGAGCACUCCCAGCUGGCCACAGUCUCCGUGCCCCUCCUGCUGCACAGCAUCACCCUCCCAACCGGCGCAGACAUCCUGUGGAGGCUGGUGGAGGAGGACUUCGGCAACGAUGACUGGAGAGCCAGGUUUGCUUCAGUGGAGAAGGUGACUGUGCUGUCCCGCUGUCUUGAGACCGACUCCAUCCGCAACAACCAGGUGAUCAUGACAGGUCUCUCCCACGCCUUCUGUCAUCUGAUUGGCUCCGUGGAGGACAUCAACGCCGCCGUGGCACAGAAGACCAUCAUGUUCCUAGAGACCAUUAGACCGGUAGCACUCAGAUGCCUUUGUCAAUGUCUGGAGUUCCAGUUUGACUCUGUCAUCAACGACCGCAGCAUGAUACUCCAUCGCAUGCAACUGCUGGCAUCAGUGCUACCGAAAGAAAAUAUUCUCUCAUGGGAAUUCUUCCUUAACCGUUUUGACACUUUGUCUCUGGAGGCCCAGCUAGACUUGGAAACCAGUGGUGAUAUAUCUUGUCUUACAGAUCUGAGUGGGAGCGAUCGACAGAGUGAACACUUUCUGCGGAAGCUGAACCGGGCCAGGUUUGCACUAGCGAGGACGGACAGUGUCCGGUCGGUCAGCGAGAGCUUGAGGGGCAAGCCGCCAUACAGGAGGGCGGUGUCUGUCCCUCUGCAUCUCAUCACCAAGGGGACGAUUCCACCAAAACCCGAGGCCCAUGUACAAGCACCGAGAAAACGACAUUCUCUAUAUCCGGAAAUAUUUGUUGAAGUUGACCGAGAGAAAUCCUACAUUCGUCAGAAGUCAGCGCCACAGUUUAGUCUGACGAGGCGGAUGACGUCGAAGAUGAACCUCGGGUCGUUUGGAGGCAUGAUGUUUCCAGGCGGCCAGUUGCGGGAGUUCACAGACGAGGAGAGUAACUUUGCUGCCCUGCUACAGCGAGCCAUGGACCUGGAUGGGGUGGACCGCGACACUGUCUACCAGCUGGUGGCCCUCCUCAUGAAGUUCAUGGUGAAGGAGGAGGUGGAUGACGCCAGUGAAGAUGUCAAGGCUCAGAAUGUAGUCCUGCGGCACCUGAAUGUCCUCCUCGGAUACAACCAGACAGAGAAGUCCUUCAGCGUGCCACCCUAUAAACUCAGAUCUUCAGCUGUGUUCAAUGCUUUCUUGAGUGGCGUACCCUUUGUUCUUGACCGGAACUUCAAGUUGGGUAACACCAUCCUCCCCAUCACGUUGUUACUGCUGCAGUACUGCCCCUCCCCCCAGCGCUACGCCUCCGACUACCAGCCCCCCAACUACACACUGUGGUACCUAGAGCCCCAUACCCGCCUCUCCUGGCUCCGGGCCCUGCUUGUCAUACUGUACAAGUAUCACAUCAGCACGUCACCGGUGUCGGCCAUAAUUCAGACCCUGGUGCAGCUGGUGGUGAACACGAUCCAGGCCCAGCACCACCGCUGCAAGAUCACUGAGGACGGCUUUCCCCCUCCCUCCCCCACCAUCCACCGCAACAAGGAUCUGAGCAAGAUGUCCAUCAGUGACCUCGAGAACAUCCAAGAAACGGACACGCCCCCCCAGAGUCCAUCCAGCUCCAAGUCAGUGCAGGAGGACAAGGCCACGGUCCAUGUCCGCUCCCCUCCCGGGGCCAGCGUCGUCAAGUACCUCAAGGGGCACACAGAUGGAGCUGAGAGCAGCGAGGGGAUGCUGUCCGAUGCCGAGUGCACACCGACCCUGCCAGGAGCCAAGAAGGAUGGUGUGAGGAAAGUCACCAAGUUCCGACAGCCACGACGACUCGUUGAAUAUUCGGAGCCGGAUUCAGCAGACGAUGAGAAGUCGGACCACAGCAAAGUCCUUAUUGAGCACGGUCAGCCGGGGUCGCCAGCGUACGCCUCCGCCGUGGAGAAGAAGAUGGCGCAGCAGCUGAAGGAGUUCGCAGCAUCUCAGAGUGAGACCCAGCGUCCGAGUAUCAGCAUGUCUGGGGCGGCCAGCAGCAGCACCACGGAGGGAUCACGUGAUGCCGGGACAGUGUCCGAGAUCAGUCGGGACGUCCAGAGUGAGAUCGAGAGCACGGAGGAGAGUGAGAAGACACAGACGUCAGAUUGUGAGUCUGAGAAGCAUCAAGUUGGAACUGACUCAGGAGGGGAUGGCCCACAGGAAGAUGGCAAAGAUGAGAGUACAGAGGGUCGUAGGGGCAACAUUUUGAAGCCCAACUUCAGGCAGAGGAAGGCCAGGAGGACGGGGUUCACCACGGUGGAGCUGCAGAAGAAGUUCCCCGAGCUCAGUGAGAAUGGCACAGUUACUGAGGAAGCUGUGGGCAUCACCACCCGCCACUCAGGACGUAAGGCCCGCAAAGCCGAACUCCUGGCAAAGAGCCAGGCUGCCAAGAAGCAGACUGCAUCGCGGUAUGGAGAGAACGUGAUGGUGGAGCGGUGUUCGGAGUGUGGAGCCGUGCUGGAGCAGUAUGACGACGACACCAUUGGCCUGUGCACCACCGUCCUCGCAACCUUCAUUCACCGAGAGCCAGCGCUGGCAACGCCGAUGUUGCUGGAGAUGUUGCAGAGUGUCUCCAGUAUUGCAUCAGGCAGUCAGUAUUCCUGGCAGGCUGAAAGUAGUGUCAUGAUGCCGGGCAACAGUGUGAGCAUCGCGAGGCAGUUCCUGCGAUGUGUCCUCCAUCAGCUGGCCCCCAAUGGAAUCUUCCCCAUGCUGUUCACAAGUAACUUGGAAGAUCCCCACUUCCUGAAGACGAUGGCAGCAGCCUUGGUGGACUUCAAUGACCUGACGUCCCACGCCCCUCUGCAGUACCUCCUGGAGGGGCUGAAUGAGAGGAAGAACCUGCCCCAGGAGAACAUCAUGCUGUUGCUAGGCAACAUCUGCACCUACAUGAACUGCAUCACCCUGGAGAGCUCCACACCCAUGUGGACCAAUAUCCUCACGCAGUUUGACAUCUUCUUCCGACGUCUGCUCACAGUCCUGCCCAACCCGUGUGACAUGUCGGGGCUGCUGAAGACGAUCAUCUCCCUCCUCAAGAUACCCAGCAUCUGUAACGUCAGGGGUAUAUUGGAGCCAUUCUCAAAGCUUUUGAGCUUUGCCAUCCAGAACUGUCCGUUCAAGCUGCAACAGCUACUGGACGUCUGCUACAUGUGUAACAGGGCUUUUUCCAGGGAGCGAGACAAGUUGAUCCUGACCCGCACCGUGAUAUACGAGCUGGUCCAGGCCCUCAAGUUCAAGACCAGUCUUCCGGACGAGAAUGCUUUGCUUCUUGUGCAGUUUCUGGUCCUGGACACUGGGGGCACGAUCUGCUUGUCUCACUCUGUGGAUGACGCGGCCAUGUUGUACAACUACCAGUCCCAGUCUCUAGUCAGUACCUGUGCAGCCGAGUGCAUGAGGCAGCACCUCAACGAUGCCAUGGAGUUCAUCACCGAUCUACACACACUCACCAAAGUCAAGAGUAUUAUGAAGGGUGGGGCUGCCAACAGUCUGAAUGAGGACACCCUUGGCAGUCAGCUGAAGUCUGGAAUGGCUCAGUAUGUGGCACUGGAGAUCACCCGGGGCAACGGACGUGACAACCGUGCCAUCUCACGCUACCUGCCAUGGCUGUACCAUCCUCCUUCCGCCAUGCAACAAGGACCGAAGGAGUUCAUAGACUGCAUCGGACAUAUUCGCCUGCUGUCCUGGCUUCUGAUUGGCUCACUGACGCACACAGCUGUCACGGAGGGUGCCGCUCCCAUCUCCUGUCUCCCGGUGCCCCUUGAGGCAGGGUGCCACAUCUCGGAACAUGUCCUGGUCAUCGUCACUGGCUUCGCUGAACAGUCCAAGGACACCGUACUGCACAUGUCAUCACUCUUCCAUGCGUUCAUCUUGUGUCAGUUGUGGACAAUGUACUGUGAGUCUGCGGCAGCGCUCCACCCUCAGAACAGCGAGCAGUACCAGUCUGCAUCCGCCCACAUCAUGGACUUCUGGGCCCGGGUGACGCCGGGCAUCCUACAGCUGCUCUCCCACUCCAAGGAGGAUAAACCGACACUAGAGCUGGUGGAGAUGGUGAACCUUCACUUUCUGGGACUCAUGGAAGCCCUCCAGGAGUGCAACUCCUGUGUCCUUGCCAAGCUGUUCCCAAUGUGGCAGUGCAUCCUGUUUGCCUACCAUGCACAGUUGCCGGGACACCUCCAUGUGCGACUACAGAUGUGUCAGAACUGGGAGCCCCCCCACCCAACCCGGGACCAACGCUCAUUCAACUCCACCAUCCUCCUCAACUGGCUCAAGAGGAUCCAGUUCAAGCUCGGGCAGAUCGAAGUCCAGUCAUCAGCAGCAACACAGUUCUACACUGUGUGAAGCUGCUUGUUCAGAGACUGCCAGCCCUUGGGACAGAGAAUCAUCUGAGGGAACAGUACUUGUGACAUCAAAGUUCCUCACAUACUGAUGUACUCUUUGUAAUCAGAAACCACUAAUGUUCUUCAUGACGCUAACACCAUCCUCACCCUGAUGUUGAUUAAGAAUUGAUUAGACCAUAUAGUAUGUUCAAAUAUGAAUAGGCUAAACAAUAUAAUAGUCUUGGUUCUCAGGCAUCGUCCGCAUCAUCAUAAAGCCACAUAUUUCAUUUUUUUUCCAUUGUCAAACAAAUUAAAAAAAUCCUAAUACUUCAAAACCAUCUGAUUCAGUAUAGCAUGCAGUUACUUCCCUUUACAUGCGCACUGCUUUACUGCACGUCUUGUGUUAUGGUUAUGGCGGCAAUAGGAGCUUGUAUGCUUGUUUAUGUAGGGAGGCCCUUUCCCAGGUUCAUGGU